UUUAGAGAUCAGUUAACUUUUUUUUCAAAGAUUAUCAUAGAUUUUUAGAAAAACAAAAUUAACACAAAGUUUUGUUGAUUCAUACAUACAUACAGUAGUAUUUAAAUUUUUUUUUAAUAAAAUGCAUUUUACGCUUAACAUCGGCACAGUUAUGUUUGCGGCACUUGUAUUCAGUAGUCAAUUCAAUGGACAUCACCAGCAAUCAGUUCCUGAGAUUCCUGGUUUUUACUCCACUGGGAUUCAGUUGCCGGGAGGUAUGAGAUUUCUUAAUAACUUGAUUAGCAUAACAACUAUCGCCACUAAAACCCCAGACACUAUGAUUAAUACUACGACUAUGGCUGGUGAAGGCAAUUCAGUAGAAACCGAUACUAACAAUAAUAAUACUGCUAUCAGUACUGCUAAUCCUGAUGAUCAACAGCCACCCGUUGGUAAUAGUACUGCCGAUUCAGAUAUUAACAGCACUACACCCGAACCAGGAAGCGAUACAACUACCAUACAUACAGGUGCCGAUACAACUGGUGUUACCAGCAAUGAGAAUACCCAACAAAGCCAAACACAAGCACCGUCUGUAAGCUCUGGCGUAAUAACAACAUCAGCGAAACCAAAGUCAAUGUCAUCGGGAAUGACAUGGAUUUUGAUAGCCGUUAUUGUCGUCGGAGUAAUCGCUCUGAUACUUGUGCUCUGCUUAUGUGUAAUGAAAAAUCGUGAUUCAAGUGAUCACAAAAAAUUGUCGAAAUCACAGCCAACUAGUGUAAGAACUAUGCCUAAUAAGGUUGGUUCGGUUAAAUCGGGACCACAGUCGCCGCCGAACAAAUUGGGCGGACCGCCGGCACCACCUCCUCCACCGCCGCCGCCGCCGCCGCCAGAAAAAGUGUCCAAAUCAGAGUCAGAAGCGAAGUCAGAUGGACAGCCAGUUGCUGGUCAGGUGAGUACAGAGCAGACACAAAAAUCGGAACCAAUAGCCGAUCCGACAGUGGAUGACACAACAACAACAACAUCGGAUGAAAGUCUUAUUAAUAUCGAUGCCGAACCCAUUGCUGUCAAAUCUAACGGUCCUGAAGUGGUCUGAUUCAUAUGAUUUUGUAUUGAGAUUAUAAAAAGUUUGAUACAUAACAA
This is a messenger RNA of Oppia nitens, 1116 nucleotides long. RefSeq lists its product as uncharacterized. Lineage: Eukaryota; Metazoa; Arthropoda; Arachnida; Sarcoptiformes; Oppiidae. The transcript has 3 exons. The record is from RefSeq and is a predicted model, not a curated record. The coding region runs from base 122 to 1069 and encodes 315 amino acids.